AUGAAUGUUGGAAUGUUGGACACUCUACUCAGAUCAGUGUUGAAGAAUAGUUAUGUAUGGUCAUUGAUCGUAUCGUGCAUCUCUUCAAUUGGUUAUAUAAACGAACAUGCUGGCUCCAGUGGAAUCGUCCCAUCACAACAUCAGUCCCAACAACAACAACAAACACUGUCAUUGUCUUCAUCAUCAGGUGUGAUUAGACCACCUCUGUCACUGGCAAAGCGAUACGUGGAGAUACAGAAUGCAUUGUGGAUGUGCACAAACAGACACUUUUCAUUGUUAAAGUAUAAGUUGGUGCGAUGUGAGGAGAUAUACGGAUGGUCCACUCAAUGCUUUGAACAUCUAUUGAUGUAUUGCAGUGAUAUUGAAUUGGUGAUCAUGUUGCUAAACUCGUCAAAGUUUGCACAUCUGUCACAUCAUCAUCGACAACUCCUCCUGCUCGAUCACGCCGCACACAAUCCAAACGUUGGCAUCACAAAGUAUCUCCAUAAACAAGGCGCAAAGGCAACACCCAACGCUAUCGACACGGCAGCGGCCGCGGGCAACCUGGCCGUCGUAGAGUUCCUCACCAAGAACAGGAAUGACGGCGCGACCAAGGCGGCGUUGAACGCUGCGGCUGGCGCCGGCCACUUGGACAUUGUCAAGUACCUCUCGAUCAAUCGCAAGGAGGGCUGUUCAAAGAUGGCCCUGGAUGACGCAGCAAACAAUGGACAUCUGCAAGUGGUGGAAUACCUGAUCAUGUGUCGGACUGAGGGCGCCACCGCUCAGGCUAUGGACCGCGCUUCAUUGAAUGGCCACAUGGACAUCAUUCGACUGCUACAUCAAUCUCGCUUCGAGUGCACGUCUGACGCGAUGAACUGGGCCGCCACACGUGGACAUCUGGACAUUGUAACAUUCCUCCAUGACAACCGCACAGAGGGAUGCACCACCGCCGCAAUGAAUGGUGCGGCAACCUUUGGACAUCUGGACGUCGUGCAGUUCCUACACGUGAAUCGUACCGAGGGCUGUGGGACAGCGGCAAUGAAGUGUUCUGCCAGCAAGGGACAUUUGGACGUCGUGCGAUUCCUGCACGAGCACAGGACCGAGGGCUGCAACUCAAUGGCAAUGAACUAUGCCGCUGUCGAGGGACACCUGGCCGUCGUCCAAUUCCUUAACGAGAACAGGACUGAGGGUUGCACGACCGACGCGAUCGACCUCGCCUCAAAGUCAGCAAAGAACAUCGAUAUCAUCAGGUAUCUGUUGGACAAUAGAACUGAGGGCUUCACCGAUGUGGCCAUCGUCAAUGCUGCGGAGAAUGGCAAUCUGGACAUACUCCAUCUGUUGUGCACAAAGAACCAUGGACUGCUUUCAUCGGCGCGAAUCAGAGUUGAUCUCAUCGCUGGUCGAGGCUACCUGUCCGUCAUUGAGUUCCUGCAUCGCCAUCUGCCAACAUCCAACAACACGCAACCAAUAUUACAAACACAAACCUCCCAGCCAGUACUACUACCAGCAGUAUGGACCGCUAACUGCAUGGACCAGGCCUGCCAGUUUGGUCAGCUUAGUAUCGUGGAGUUCCUUCACAAAAACAGAACAGAGGGCUGCACGGAGAAGGCCAUGGAGAAGGCCGUGCUCAACGGACAUUUAGAAAUCGUUCGUUUCCUCAUUGAUAACAGGACUGAGGGCAACAAGGAGAAGGCAUUCGACAGUGCCUGUCGAUUCGGCAACAUGGACAUCAUCAAGUAUCUGCACGCAUGUGGUCAGACCUGCAGCCAACAGUCGUUUGAGCUUGCUGCAGCACGUGGCCAUCUCAAGGUCGUGCAGUACCUUUACUCAAACUAUACCCUCGAGGUGGAUCGUGCAUUGUCAAUGGCCAUCGAUCAGGAACAGUCAGAUGUCAUUGACUUUUUGUCUAGGCUGAACAAGUCUCACAACAACAGACUACAGUUGUCUUCGUCGUGGGGUGCUGGGCCUUUGUCUGGCUCCAGUGACAGCCACAGACGAUCACAGAGCAGUGGCGGUGGCGGAACACCUCUUAGCCAUUCAGGAAAGAAGCAACAGCUACAUCAACAUGAGUCGUCGUCUGGUGGAUCAUCAACUUCAUCAUCAUCUUCACCUUCGGACAAGCUCAAGAGGAGUUCUGGAAACGUUGAAGUUGAUCCAAUCCGGCCCAAGAUCAACGCGCUCUCCCAGUCACUGUCUAGCCUGUCAUCAUUCACAAGUCCCAAGAAGAGGAAGUAA
Messenger RNA from Acytostelium subglobosum LB1, 2214 nucleotides. RefSeq lists its product as hypothetical. The record is from RefSeq and is a predicted model, not a curated record. The transcript has a single exon. Gene Ontology annotation, molecular function: protein binding. The coding region runs from base 1 to 2214 and encodes 737 amino acids. Lineage: Eukaryota; Evosea; Eumycetozoa; Acytosteliales; Acytosteliaceae.